CGUGCGGGGCCGUUGGAGCUCUGGGCAUGCGCAGAUCGCGGCGGGAGAGACCUUCAUUAACCCUCCUGUGCCCGGCCCCAGCUUCCGCCUGCGCUGCGGAGCUGCAGCCUCUAGGCUGCAGAAUGAUGUCCAUGUUUCGCUCCAGCUCAUCCCGUCCUCCCAUGACACAGGGAAGAGAAAUGGCUCCAGAGGAGCCUGUUCAGAGGCCAGUGACCUUUGAGGAGGUGGCUUUGUAUUUCACCAGGGAAGAGUGGGCUCUGCCAGACCCUGUCCAGAGAGCUCUCUGCAGAGACGUCAUGCAGCAGAACUAUGAGAAUAUGACCUCACUGGAGACUUACAGGUUUGUCAGUUUACAGCCUAGGGAGGAGAUGAUGCUGAGUGGCCUGAAGGUGUCUACUACGAAGGAAAAAGUGACGGUGGCGUGGAAGAGGUGACCCUCUCCACCACCUUGGAACGUCUGCAGCGGCAACAGAUCAAGGAACUGUGCACUAGCUUUGCCCCAUUGUUCUCAGCCACCCCAAGAUGGACUGAACGGGCAUACCACUCCAUUGACACAGGUAAUGCUCACCCAAUUAGAACCCUACCCUACCGGGUGUCUCCUUAUGCCCAAGCUGCUAUAGAACGGGAGAUCCAAAACAUGCUACAGAUGGGUAUAAUCCGCUCAUCUACCAGUGCAUGUGCAUCUCCAGUGGUUCUGGUACCCAAACCAGAUGGGGAAAUACACUUUUGCAUGGACUACUGUAAGCUAAAUGCAGUAACUCGUCCAGACAACUAUCUAAUGCCACACACCGAUGAGCUACUGGAGAAGUUGGGAUGUACCCAGUUCAUCUCUACAAUAGACUUAACCAAGGGGUACUGGCAAGUGCCGCUAGAUGAACCUGCCAAGGAAAGGUCAGCCUUCAUCACCCAUGCAGGGGUGUAUGAAUUUAAUGUGCUUCCUUUUGGGCUGCAAAAUGCACCCGCCACCUUCCAAGGACUUGUAGGUGGGCUCCUAGCAGGAUUGGGAGAAUAUGCAGUUGCCUACCUCGAUGAUGUGGCCAUUUUUUCUGAUUCAUGGGCCGAACACCUGGAAAAAGUCUUCGAGCGCAUCAGGCAGGCAGGACUACCUGUUAAGGCCAAAAAGAGUCAAACAGGCCAAAACAGAGUGACUUACCUGGGACACCAGGUGGGUCGAGGAACCAUAAACCCCCUACAGGCCAUGGUGGAUGCUAUCCAAAAGUGGCCUGUCCCAAAGUCAAAGAAACAGGUCCAAUCCUUCUUAGGCUUGGCCGAGUAUAACAGGCGAUUUGUACCACACUACAGCCAAAUCACUGCCCCACUAACGGAUCUGACCAAAAAGAUCCAGCCGAAUGCAGUUAAGUGGACUGAUGAGUGUCAGAAGGUCUUUACCCAGCUUAAGGCGACCCUCAUGUCUGACCCUGUGCUAAGGGCCCCGGACUUUGACAAACCAUUCCUAGUAACCACAGAUGCAUCUGAGUUUGGUGUAGGAGCAGUUCUGAUGCAGAAAGGACAGGAUCACAACUUCCACCCCGCUGUGUUUCUCAGCAAGGAACUGUCUGAGAGGAAAAGCCACUGGUCAGUCAGUGAAAAGGAAUGCUACGCCAUUGUGUACGCCCUGGAAAAGCUACGCCCAUACGUUUGGGGAUGGCGCUUCCAGCUGCAAACCAACCAUGCUGCACUAAAAUGGCUUCAUACUGCCAAGGGAAACAACAAAAAACUGCUUUGAUGGAGUUUAGCUUUCCAAGAUUUUGAUUUUGAAAUUCAACACAUUUCAGGAGCUUCUAACAAAGUAGCUGAUGCACUCUCCCAUAAAAGUUUCCCAGUAUCAACUGGUUAAAAAUUGUUCUUAAGAUGUGAAAAAUCUUGUAAU
Gopherus flavomarginatus (Mexican gopher tortoise) is the source of this 1870-nucleotide messenger RNA. Its product is annotated as zinc finger protein 558-like. The transcript is spliced from 4 exons. Bases 27 to 434 code for a protein of 135 amino acids. The record is from RefSeq and is a predicted model, not a curated record. Lineage: Eukaryota; Metazoa; Chordata; Testudines; Testudinidae. Gene Ontology annotation, biological process: regulation of DNA-templated transcription.